AUGGAUUUCGCUGGUAAAGUAGCAAGGUUCUGCCAUCUCGAGUUUGUUGAUCCAUCGCGGCCCUCCCUGACAAGUUCCAGCUACAAGCAUACCAACCGCGUUUACAUAUAUCAGGAGCGGCUACAGAGGUUCGUGGUUUCCCCUGAGUUGCGUAGCAUGACCAACGACGUUGAGAAAGCUUGGGUUAAGUAUCCCGCUCCGCCACCCGGGCUUAAUGGAACAGAUAUAGUUAUUCUCAUGCUCUGCUCGAUGUCUUACACUAUCAACCCUAUAAGCUUUCCGUGGGAAGGAGCCACUCACUUAACUUUUCAGCGCUUAUGGAGGCUGAUUGAACGCAUGUCGCUGGACUCUGGAAGCAGGUAUCUUAUCUCGGCUCUCGAGUCUCGUUGCGCUCUUGGUUAUAGCACCUAUUACGAUAUCGCUGGUGAUCCUAUGAAGGACGAGCCUGAUAAGAUUAUCACGAGGGCGGGUGGUCUGAUGAUGGAUUUGCGAAGAGCGGUAACUCGUCCACCGACCUCCAUGUGUAGCGCUUCGUACAUGCUUGACGACACAGAGGUUAUCUCGUUUCUAGCAGUAUCCACCUUCAAGAAGACCUAG
Molecule: messenger RNA, 597 nt
Organism: Peronospora belbahrii
Lineage: Eukaryota; Oomycota; Peronosporomycetes; Peronosporales; Peronosporaceae
Source: the annotation of a GenBank genome assembly